ACAAGGAAGGUGUUGAGUUAGUGGCGCCAUCUAGUGUAAAAUGCGUCUUGUAAACAUUAUGGCUGCGUAGCGUUUGAAAGAAGUUCGUGUAACUUUCGUCGAUUUUACUCAUUUUUUAACAGAAAAAUAUAGAAUUAAUUGUGUGCAAUGUUGAACCAGGUGUCUAUGGAAGCGGCGUGUGCCGCUCGGUACGUAGAAAAUUAUUUGGACUGCGUCGAAAACCUCCCCGACGACCUGCAACGUAUGAUCUCAAGGAUGAGGGAAUUGGAUGUGUAUUAUUUAGCAAGAAUAAGCGAAAUAGAACAUCACACUCAAGCAUGGAAAAGCAUUCCUGAUAUAGAUGUUGUGAAAAAAAGAAACACCUUAAUUCGUAUGCAAAGAACUUUAAUAAUAGCUCAAGAACUUGGUGAUGAAAAAAUGAGUUUAGUUCAGAGCAUCUUGGACAAAAUUGAAUCAAAAACUAGUCAAUUGGACCACGACUAUAAGUACCUAGACUUUGGCAAAGAUGAAACCCCCACGAAUGAUAACAAAGAGCAACAAUCUCCGUUAAAUAAUUCCACAAGUAAUACUUCAAUUAAUAACAGUGAACGUCCCAAUAAAAGAGCAAGAAGAACGCGUCAGGACACAUUUUCCGGGCUUGAAUCAAAUCAUAAUGAUAAUUCUGCUGAUCAUUUAUUAAGAAGUCAAUCUGCUAAUACGCCAGCGAGUCAAAAGAAAACAAACACUGGAACUGGAAAGAAAAAGAAACGAAAAUCAAGGCAAAAUCAACAAAGAGAAGAGUCCCCACCAAGGGAAGAAGAACCAGCAAUAGAUCCAGACGAACCAACGUAUUGUCUUUGUGAUCAAAUUUCAUUUGGUGAAAUGAUUAUGUGCGAUAACGAUUUGUGUCCAAUCGAAUGGUUUCAUUUUUCGUGUGUUACAUUAACAACGAAACCGAAAGGAAAAUGGUAUUGUCCAAAAUGUCGUGGGGAUAGGCCGAAUGUAAUGAAACCAAAAGCGCAAUUUUUGAAGGAAUUGGAAAAGUAUAAUCGAGAGAAAGAAGAGAAAACGUGAAAAAACUACAAUUUUAAGACAUUUAUUUUUUUUUUUGUAUUUGCUAAUGUUUGGUUGGAGCUAAUAUGCUAAAUAAAAUUAUAUUGCUAUUAUUA
This is a messenger RNA of Onthophagus taurus, 1148 nucleotides long. Its product is annotated as inhibitor of growth protein 1. Lineage: Eukaryota; Metazoa; Arthropoda; Insecta; Coleoptera; Scarabaeidae. Gene Ontology annotation, cellular component: nucleus. Gene Ontology annotation, biological process: positive regulation of DNA-templated transcription. The record is from RefSeq and is a predicted model, not a curated record.